Messenger RNA from Triticum turgidum subsp. durum (durum wheat), 2778 nucleotides. The record is from the annotation of a GenBank genome assembly. NCBI's taxonomy places the organism in Eukaryota, Viridiplantae, Streptophyta, Magnoliopsida, Poales, Poaceae.
AUGGGGAGGCCGGCGAUGGAGAGCAGCAGCGAGGAGGAGCUGGAGGACGACUUCCCCGGCCACGAGUGGAUCACCCCGCAGUCCUCCAUCCGCGCCGCCUAUCAGUCCCAGACCGAGAAGUCAAUAUGUGCUGUUCUGUGGCACAGUCUGUUCGACUGGGCCCCAUUACAACACAAUUACAAGUACAACGGUAUCAGGAAAACUUGCUCUGAGCUACUGGAGCUGAAGGAUGCCAUCGAAAACCUGUGCGGGAAUAUGCAGUCGAAGUACCAUGCUUUCCUCAGAAUAUCCGAGGAGGUUGUCGAGGCAGAGCAAGAGUUAAUUGAGCUGCAGAAGCAUGUGUCUGCCCAGGGGAUGCUUGUGCAAGAUCUGAUGAGUGGUGUGUGCCGGGAACUUGACAUGUGGCAAAAAUAUAGUAAGGAGGAACAUGUGGUGGAGAAGGAUUUUCAAAGUGAACUUAAUGAAAUUUUAUCUGUUGAUACUCAAGACCCCAAGGUUAUUUUUCUGGACGAAAUAGACAUUUUGCUUGCAGAGCACAAACUAGAAAAGGCACUGCUUGCCCUGGAUACUGAAGAGAAGAAAUAUAUGACUACAGAUGGUUCAGGCAAAGAAUCAGAUGCAGAGAUUUCUGCCUAUAAGACAGCACUGUUUAAAAGGAAAUCAAUUCUUGAGGAUCAGCUUGUUAGGUAUUCAGAACAGCCAUCUUUAUCUAUUACUGAACUAAGAAAAUCUCUGUCUGGUUUAAUUAAGAUUGGUAAAGGUUCUGUAGCCCAUCAAGUACUUCUAAAAACCUACGGUUCACGUCUUCACAGAGAUGUUGAGGCAUUUCUUCCCACCUGUUCAGUCUACACAGAAACUUACUCUGCAACCUUGUCACAACUUGUUUUCUCAGCUAUCUCAAAGGUGUUGAAAGAAUCUAGUACGCUAUUUGGAGAUAGCCCCACGAAUAUGAACCGGAUUAUCCAAUGGGCUGAAUAUGAAAUAGAAGCUUUUGCACGUUUGGUUAAAGAAAAUUCUCCUUUGCCUGAGAGUGUUUCUGCACUUCGUUCUGUUUGCAUAUGCAUACAAACUACUCUCGCUCACUGCUCUUGUUUAGAAGCACAUGGGUUGAAAUUCUCAAAGUUACUUAUGUUACUAUUGCGACCUCAUAUUGAAGAAGUGCUUGAACUGAAUUUUAGAAGGGUGAGAAGAAAGAUUAUUGAUUCGGCAAGGAAUGACGAUAUUCUGCGCCUUGGACCUCAAGAAGGAUCACCGACAUCUGAUUCAGUUGCACCUAAGAUGAUGCUUACAAGCAGUGGAAAGAAGUUUAUGUCAGUUAUCAAUUAUUUGAGUAGCCCUGUCUGUAACUUUUACAUCUAUUACAUCCAAUCUAUUCCAUCUGUAGUGAACAACUUGCACCAUACCUCCAGCCUCAAGUCUGACUACAGCCAGUUGGUGACCAGCAUGUCGCCCCACGACCUAUCCUCCUUCCUCAACCGCCCCUCCUUCCUCGAGCAGGAGGAGGGGCGCAUCCGGCACACGCUGGCCCUGGAGUCUGGCACGAUGCUCCUAGUGCGCUCUCAGAAUGGCCAGUGCGCAUCGGGCAACCAGGCAGUUUCCCAGGGCGGCUCCUCCUCCAACUCUGGGCAGGGCCGUAACAACAGCGGUGGCUCUCGGCGACAUCAUGCUGACAUCUGCAUGUGCUUCUUACAGGAUCUUUUGGAUCAUGUUACCCCAAUGACCACAGUUCACUUUGGUGGAACAAUUUUGAGCAAUUUUCUCCAGCUAUUUGAUAGAUAUGUCGAAACACUUAUCAAAGUGUUGCCUGGACCUUCUGAAGAUGAUAAUGUAGUGGAGUCACAAGAGCCUGUAGAAUUAAAAGCUGAAAGUGAUGCGCAGCAGCUUGCACUAAUUGGAACUGCAUAUACCGUAGCAGAUGAAUUAUUGCCAGCAGCUGUAUCUAAGUUUUUUGAUAUGCAAACCAAGAAGAAAGAAACUAGUGGAACGAGUGAAGGCCUUGGUCCUGGGUCCGUAUACUCCACAGAAUACAAAGAGUGGAAACGUCAUCUACAACAUUCAUUGGACAAACUGAGGGAUCACUUCUGCCGACAAUAUGUCUUAUCAUUUAUUUACUUGGAAGGGAAGUCACGAUUGGAUGCUAGAAUGUACUUGGAGGGGAACAGGGAUGAUCUUUUUUGGGAUUCUGAUCCCUUACCUUCACUACCUUUCCAGGCGUUGUUUGGAAGGUUGCAGCAGCUAGCUAGUGUUGCUGGUGAUGUUCUACUAGGCAAAGAGAAGAUACAGAAGGUUUUGCUUUCAAGGCUAACUGAAACGGUUGUCAUGUGGCUCUCCAAUGAACAAGAAUUCUGGGAUGUCUUUGAGAACGAGUCCAUCCAGCUCCAGCCUUCUGGACUUCAGCAGCUUAUUCUUGAUAUGCACUUCCUCGUUGAGAUUGCCGUAUGCGGACGGUACCCGCACAGACCAGUUCAGCAGCUUGUGUCAGUAAUUAUUACUAGAGCAAUUGCAGCUUUCUCUGCAAGGGAGGUUGACCCACAAAGCGCUCUUCCGGAGGAUGAAUGGUUUCUUGACACUGCCAAGACUGCAAUCAACAAGCUCAUGCUAGGGACUUCUGGAUCUGAGUCCGACCUCGAAGCGCCUAUCGCUCCGCAUGAUGACGGGAUAUCAGAAGAUUCAGAUAGCAUUUCAUGUCUGUCGAGCAUGGGGUCUGAAGAUUCAUUUGCUUCUGCAAACAAUGAUGACCUAGAAAACCCUGUUUACUUCACCGACCCUGACUCGUAG